AGAAGGAGGAGGACGAGACGGUUCUGGAGCGAGUUGCAGCGGGGCAGCAGAGCAGAGCAGCAGAGCGAGGCAGCGAGCUUCACCCCAACCCGCCCGUCUCCGUUUGGGAAGGCAAUUCGGGCUUUUAUCGCCCUCGAAAUGAAGAGCAAAAGCUCCCCUUAUCGCAGAGGACACCUUUAAGUUCGCGGCGGACCAAACACGGCUCACAUUAAUGGCUUAGUACGCGAGUUUGGAGCAGUUUGAGAAAUGAGGGAGACGACGACGGCGGUUUUCGCUCCCUCGUUGUCCAACGGCGAGAGGACAAGAUGGCAGCUCAGCAAGUGUUUUGAGCAUGGUGUGGGUGCAUAUUAAAUCCCUGACAUGUUCAGAGAAGCCUCGCAUUUCGACGACGGUUGCUGGCUGUGAAGGUAUGGCCUCACAGGUUUUGGUCUGCCCACCGCAUGUGUAUCAACCCCAGACAAGUGCCUUUAGCAGUGUGAGGAAAGCGGAGGCAAGCGGCUGUGUGUACCAUGAGAAGACCCCUCGCACCUACGUGGUCGGUGUGAAUCUUGGCAUUGCGCACCCAACCAAUAUUGUCCCUUCGUUAAAGACAGAAGUGUGGGAGGGCGCUAGACCCCGUGGUGCGCCGGACCCGUUACAGACUGUGUGUUCUUCGUCGGCUCCUGUGAGGCGUCCCUCGCCCUACAGGUGCGUGGAGCCGGGAGGAGUUGUGGGGCGUAGUUUCGGCACGGUCACAGCAGGUGAGGAGGACAGAGGAGACGGUGGCCAGAGCAGCCAGAACAGAGCUUCUGGAGGAGCAGGUGGAGGUGAGGUAGAGGGGGAGGGAGAGGGGGACGAAGAGGAGGAGGAGGAGGAGGGGAGGAGAGGAAGGAGCGAAGGUUUGAAUUCUGUAGACGGAACCCUACGAUGUGGGUUUAAACGCAAAGGUGAAGAGCUGGACAGUAACAGUAAGAGCACCAUGCAGAUAGUAGAGGAACAUUCCACGCUACCUGCCAUGCUGCAAAGCAACGUGGGGAGUACAGCCACAGGUGUGGCGCCCUCCAAACAGAACGGCACAGGUGUGGGCGGGGCAGCUGCAGGAGGGGAUGGGGACUACCAGCUGGUUCAGCAUGAGGUCCUCUGUUCCAUGAAGCACACCUACGAGGUGUUGGAGUUCCUGGGCCGAGGAACUUUCGGUCAGGUCGUCAAAUGCUGGAAGAGAGGCACCAACGAGAUCGUGGCGGUGAAGAUCCUGAAGAACCACCCGUCGUACGCACGGCAGGGCCAGAUCGAGGUGGGCAUCCUGGUCCUCCUGAGUGGCGAGAACGCAGAGGAGCACAACCUGGUGCGUGCCUUUGAGUGCUUCCAGCACCGAAACCACACCUGCCUGGUUUUUGAGAUGCUGGAGCAGAACCUGUACGACUUCCUGAAGCAGAACAAGUUCAGCCCGCUGCCGCUGAAGAUCAUCCGGCCAGUGCUACAGCAGGUGGCCACGGCGCUGAAGAAGCUGAAGAGCCUGGGCUUGAUUCAUGCUGACCUCAAGCCUGAAAACAUCAUGCUGGUGGACCCCGUCAGGCAGCCCUACCGCGUGAAGGUCAUAGACUUUGGCUCAGCCAGCCAUGUCUCCAAAGCAGUGUGUUCCACUUACCUGCAGUCGCGCUAUUACAGGGCUCCGGAGAUCAUCCUGGGCUUGCCUUUCUGUGAGGCCAUAGACAUGUGGUCACUAGGCUGCGUCAUUGCUGAGCUGUUUCUGGGUUGGCCACUUUACCCCGGAGCACAGGAGUAUGACCAGAUCCGUUACAUUUCUCAGACUCAAGGGCUGCCUGGAGAGCAGCUGUUAAAUGUGGGGACGAAAACGUCUCGCUUCUUCUGCAAGGAGUCUGACUCACCGUAUGCAGCUUGGAGACUGAAGACGACUGAGGAGCAUGAGGCGGAGACUGGAAUGAAAUCGAAGGAGGCCAGGAAGUACAUCUUCAGCUGUCUGAACGACAUUGGCCACGUGAACCUGGUGCUGAAUAUGGAAGGCUGUGACCAGCUUGCGGAGAAGGCGGACAGACGGGAGUUUGUAGAUCUCCUGAAGACGAUGUUGCUCAUCGAUGCCGAACAGCGCAUCAGCCCCUCAGAUGCACUCAACCACCCUUUUGUCACUAUGCAGCAUUUACUGGACUUCCCCCAUAGCAACCACGUGCAGUCGUGUUUCCACAUCAUGGACGUGUGUCACUCAAGGGGCAGCACGUAUGACACGGUCAACCGUAACAAGCCUCCACCCCCACUUCUGAAGCCCGUCACCCUUCCCAGCGCCCCCAACAUCACCGUCGCCUUCAACAAAAUACCACCCAUGCACUCGCAGGCUCUGCCUCCACCUGCUCCACCCGUGGUGCACCCUGGCAUUCCCCUUCAGACAGGAAGUGCUCAGUUCGGCUGCACUGACUCUUUUCAACAAGCACUCAUCCUUUGCCCCCCAACCAUUCAAGGAAUUGGGUCGAACCCAAGCCAACCCUCUGGCUAUUCUGUCCGGAUGGAGAGCACUCUGCCACUGGUGACCCAGGCCCCAGCCAUCCAGCCCUUACCCCUAAGACCUGGAGUCAUAGCACAACAGCCGUGGUCCAAUAGGACUCCACAGAUCCUGGUCCCAGCGUGGCAGCAAGUGGCUCCUCCCCCCACCACCCUGCCUUCGGACACUGUCGCUGGCCCUCAGAGGAGAGGGGACUGGGGGAAAGUGCGCCCACACAGCAGUCAUUACGGUUCCAUGAUUCCCCAACCCCUCAUGGCCAACCAGAUGGCCGUGUCAGCGCACCAGCCCAUAAACAUAGGCAUCGCUCAUGUAGUGUGGCCCCAGACUGCAGCCAGCAAGUGCAGCAAGCCCAGUCAAAACAGGAGUGUGAAUGUUUCACAUUACACAGACACACAGCCCUCAGUGUGUCUCUCACCAAAGACUCGAGACAGGCUGCGGAACCCGGAGGUGGGGCUUAACCCUCGGGGCAGGGAGGUAGUAUCUCGGGUGGAGCAGGAGCCUGAGCAUUCAGAGGAGUCUGAGGAAGUGAGCUGCUGUAAGGCAGGACAGCACUCUGACAAGCAGCUGACAGUAGCUAGUCAGCAGCGGGAAUCCAUUGUUAUCGGUGAAUCACCAAGCCCAGCAGUCAGCGUCAUCAGCAUAAGCAGUGACACAGAUGAAGAGGAGGAGGCAACGCAGAGGUGUUCACUCAACACGUGCAAGGGCAGUACAGAGUGUGAGGCAUGUAAGGGGUCUUUGAAUAUGGAGCGUGUGUGUUCUCUCAGCAGCCCCGAUAGCAGCCUAAGCACCAGCUCCUCAGCCUCGGCCCAGUCCAGUCCUUCACCCUGCAAGAGACCAAACAGCAUGUCUGAGGAUGAUGGUCACGAGAGCGGCUGUGACACCAUUGAUGGUUCUCCAGCGUCAGAUACAUCUCUUGGGCGGCACAAUAGCCCUUUCCCUGAGAGACGGUUCAUGAACAACAACCAGAACCAGGAGGCCCGAGUACGGCGAAGUGAGCCACAAACAGAGCUCAGCAAGCCAGCCGUGAGGACUAUGGUGGUGCCGCCAUUGAGAGUGGUCACCAAUAACAACUAUCAGCAACACCUCCACCAGCAUCUCAGUGGAGAGCAGCACCACACCAGCACAGUCUUAGAGUCAUCGUGCCAGUCUCGCGGGCGUUGCGGCCCCGGACGGCUGAGCCUGCACUCCACGCCUACUCUGCCCCGCCAGCAGAAGAUCACCUCUACAUUCCAGCAGCAGCCACUGGGCUUUGGCCAGGUCCAGCACUACGGCUCCUGUCCCAAGGAGUGGAACGGCAACUACACUCAGCCGCCGCGCCGUCCGCAGGCCUUCAUCCCCCCAACAGUUCACGGCCACCCCUUCCCCCCUCUGCAGCCACACGGCAGCCCCACCCACUCGGCCGGACCGCCGCCCCCCCACCCGCCCGCUCUGCUAUCUUACCCUCCCUCCGGCCCACCCGUGGCCCACCUGCUUCCCUCGCCGUGCCCGGCUCCCCCCCAGCCCCCCCGCCCCGUCCUGCAGCCCGCCUACAGCCUGGUGCCUCAGGGCCUCAGCGUGGGCAUCGAUCCGCGCCUGUUGCCGUCACCCACCCUGCACCCGCCCGCACACUUCAAGGCCCUGUUCCCGCCGCAUUCGUACGUAGCCUCACCCGCUUACGCAGGCUUCCCCCUCAGCCCCACCAAACUGCCCCAGUACCCCUACAUCUGAGCUGCUGGAGCCCGCGGAGCACGCGCAGCCGCCACUGAUGCAUACAAACACACGCACUGCUCCCAUACCUUACCGCUCUGAUGCUUUUUUCCCUAAAGAAUCAUGUAGUAUAAUGUCAAAGGUGGAGAUAAUCGAAGCUGAGCUUUACAAAUAUCAUGGAGGAAAAAAGAACGAAUGAGUGUAUGAGAUGAUAAAAAGAACUCACUUUUCAUGUUUUUUGCACAUUUGAUAUUAAGAGAAAAAAAUGAAUUAACCCCCAAGUCAUUAGAUCCUGUAUAGAGGGUCAUCCCCUCUCUAUAGCUAUUUUUCUAUAUUGCCUUCUAUCGUGUGCUAGACACAUUGACUUUCUGGUGAAGCCAUCCCAGUCUCCAGUGGUAGGGCCCACACUUGUGUGUGCACACGGCUCCCCCUUGUGGUGUACUGGUGUUAUGCGUCUGUAUUUUUGUAGUAGGCUCGUGCCCCCCUCUUCCUUCCACCCCAGUGUUAACUCUGUGGUCCCAUGUUUAAUAAGGUUACUACGCUCUGCAUGUCUCUGCAUGGGGGAAAUGUUCAAUUCAAGGAAGGGAAAGACACUCUUUCUCUGUACGCUAAGAGUGUUGCAUUGUAACCUGAUUCCACACACACACAAAAGAAAGUGCCUUAAAAAGAAAUCCAUGUCUUUGCAGGGUGUGACGCCCUUGCAUACACAUGAAUUGAACUGGACUGCAGCACUUGAAGUUUCAAAUUGUUCUUUGUGAUUUAUACAUUAGGGCUGUCCUUUUGACGGAAUUCAUUUUUUGGUGGUGUUGUGCGUUAGUCGGGUUACGCGAUCUGUGUCGUGCAUUCUUUAUAUCGACCCUUGUUGCGGAGUGGCUUAGAAGUAAGAAGGCAUUGUGUUGUGUUCUUGAAAUAAUAACCACAUCUCAUCUAGAUUGUCCAGAUUAUUGACGACAGAGUCUCUAUUCCUGGUUUCUACUGUCCAAAGGCUGUAACCUGGACGCCCUCAAGCAUCUCUUCGAUGUCCUCCUCCACCACAGCUUUUUCUUCAUCUCUGUUUGGCCUGUGAUGGACAUUGCGACAAAAUCUGACCUCACAGUUUGCCUUAAAGGCAGCCCACGGAUGCUUUCCACUGGCGUUAUACUUCAAACAGCCCUAUGUGUAUGGUAAUCACCGAUUUAUGCGUUAGUUUGAUGGAUUAGAGCGAUGCAUCGUUGACUUCAGUGUCUAUUUUGCGGUAGAGGUAGCAGAAUUUAUUUUCAGAGGAUGGCACGAUUUUGCUGUAGCAGAGGCUCUGUCUCUCUGAAUGAAAUAUGUAUGGAAAGAAAGUUUGAUUAAUGUCAUAUUUGAUAAUCAUUUGAUAUUCUUUUACUUAAUACUAACAGUAUUUACACUGUUUAACACAACUGCAAUACAAUCCAUAGUUUCUGGGUGUAUUCUUUGCUUUUUUUUCACUAUGCUAAUUUCCGUGUUUUGUUUUUUUGUUUGUUUUUUUAAAGAAUUAGAUGUGUUUUUGGUAUUGGCAUUAACCUGCAGAUAGCUCUUUAAAUCCGUUUACGUGGUUUCAUGUUAGCUGGUGCAGAUAUUUUUCAGUAUUCAGUGUCCAACUAUCGAUCUGUCAUUGCUGGAGUAUUUAGUGCUUUCCAAGGUGUGAGUUGGUUGUGUGCAAUUUUAUCCCCUCUCUUCAUCUAAGCAUGUGACAAGAUUCAUUUCCCUCCUUUGUAUUGUUACCGUUUGAUUGAUGAGCUUUUUGAUGCUGGCUGUUUUAAUUUGAUACAUUCCGUCAGGGAGAAAAUGACAUUGUUUUCUGUGUGCUUCUUGUGUUUUUAUUCAGAUAAGUUUUUUUUCCAUUAGGUGCAUUAUUUCUUUGCUAUCAUUAUAACGAUGCUUUUGCUACACCAAAGAUAGUAAUUGAUUUCUUAAGCGAAGUAGCUACUGUUCUAGCAUAGACCUCGAGCAUAUUGUAGUUGGGGGUGUAUUAAACACAAAAAAAUUACUAUAUAUAAAGGUUGAGGUUGAUGUUUAGCUUUUUUUUUUGGCAAGUCUAAUGAUUGGUUUCAUUUAUUCUUGAAUGUACCAUAGAUAAGCUGCUAUUCACUGAUUGCCACUUCAUAAUAGCUGUGAGGUUAAAGUGAUUAACUUGUUCUUAGCCUUCUUAUUUUUUUUUGUAUGUGUGUCUGAUGACCUUAAGAUAGACGUGAGGUUUCUCUUUUGGUUUUACUCUACUGACCGGCAUCGAAAGCAUUUUAAUGCCUAUGUAUAUUUUGCUUUUCUGUUUGAAGUGUCAUUGUAACUACUGUAUUGCAAGUUAUGGAAGUUUGGUUUGUUGUGUUUUGGGGUGCGUUCUCUCUCUCUUUUUCCUAUUUUCUUUUGUUUUUCUUUCGCAUCUGUGAAUUAUACGUAUUGUUAUCGUAAUCUUGGGGCUCAUCAUUGCAUAUUAAAUGCAUAUUGGUGUAUAUCUGAGUACGUUUUAUAUUAGCAUUUCAUUAAGGCAUAGCUUGCAGGAUAGAUUUAACUUUUUUGGAUUUGUGGCAGUUAAAGAUCGGCUCGUGAUCACAUAAGCGUACCAUUAUAUAAAAGCCUACGUUGUUUUUGAUUGUGUUGAUUCGGUGAGUUGAGGACGUGUCGUUUUUGGGCUAGCUCCCUUGCUUUUCAUCUUGUUAUGAUAAAUUGCAGUGCUUUUGGUUGUGAAUUAAUGCAUUUUUUUUUCAUAGAAAUCAAUGUUUAUGGAUUGUUUUACCUAAGAUGAGGAAAGACAUGAGGCAAAAGGAAAGAAGACAACACGUAAAUGUUGAUCUCUCAUUAUGAACGAAUUCCUAAAUGAAAAUGACUGUUGGGUGGUAAGCAAAGCUGAAAAAAAAGGCCACCUUCUCCCUGUUUUUGAUUCACACGUUAUCCUGCUCUGUAGAGAGAGCAGCGCUAAACUAGUGCCUUUCAAACGUGCUUCAAACCUUUAUGUCAUAUACACGUACACAUCUCUCUCUCUUUCAUGCCAAAUUACACCACAGUUGGCCACUUAAGAGAUUUUUGAGUGUAAUUUCGGGAUUCAACACAGCAGUUAGUGUUACCACCUCGUCCCUCGUUGGAAUGGCUUGUGUGUAGGGCUGGAUAUAGAAACCCAAUACUUUUAUAAUACCGACUCAGUUACUUUAAUUGUACUGACUCUUUCAGUACCAAACUGUUAAAAACCUAAGUAGUCAGUCUUAAGGUCUGUUCACACGGACAAAAAAAGCAAAUUCAAACCGACUGUGCAGCUAUGUAAUAUUUUUCAUUGGAGCCACGUCUGUUUUCUUUGUUGUAUUAGUAUGCGAUUAAAAAUGAGGCUGACCAAUCAAAGCUUUGUUGUCAUGGUUAUGCUCCAAACAAACGUGCAUCACUAUGGCAACAAAACAGCUCAUCUUGGUUGUGGUACAAUAUAGUCUCAAGCAAAAGUUUGGGCACCCCUGCUCAAAUGAUGUGUUUUGUUAAUUUUCUAAGUGUGAAUAAGUAAACACGUCCUCUACAGAGAACACACUUCUGCACAUUUUAAUGCACAAUUACUGUUUAUUUAA
Molecule: messenger RNA, 7728 nt
Organism: Colossoma macropomum (tambaqui)
Lineage: Eukaryota; Metazoa; Chordata; Actinopteri; Characiformes; Serrasalmidae
Gene: hipk3a
Product: homeodomain interacting protein kinase 3a
Biological process (GO): peptidyl-threonine phosphorylation; peptidyl-serine phosphorylation
Cellular component (GO): cytoplasm; nucleus; PML body
Molecular function (GO): protein serine/threonine kinase activity; ATP binding; protein tyrosine kinase activity
Source: RefSeq, a predicted model, not a curated record